Messenger RNA from Arabidopsis thaliana (thale cress), 4074 nucleotides. RefSeq names its product Di-glucose binding protein with Kinesin motor domain-containing protein. The record is from RefSeq and is marked reviewed. Gene Ontology annotation, molecular function: ATP binding; microtubule motor activity; microtubule binding. The coding region runs from base 163 to 3813 and encodes 1216 amino acids. The transcript has 18 exons. NCBI's taxonomy places the organism in Eukaryota, Viridiplantae, Streptophyta, Magnoliopsida, Brassicales, Brassicaceae. Gene Ontology annotation, biological process: microtubule-based movement.
GUUAAAGUAACCGCAACGGAAAAAGAGAAUCCGAUUCUUAUUACCUUAAACCACAAAUAUUCUCUCUUCUUCCCCAAAUUUGAAAUCUCUUCGCGUCUCUAUACUUGUUUCUCUCUUUAUCCUUCUCAUCAUCUUCUUCAUUUUCCUGCGAAAUUUUUGUUAAUGGAGGAUUGUUGUGAUCCACUUCUCGCAACUGAUGCUUCUCCGCGACCUGAAAGCUUCUCUCGCUCAGCUGAAAAGGAUAUAGCAUCGCGCUCAAGGACUGUGGCAAUGGCAGAUCUGGAUUCAAAUUGCGAAUUGAGUAACGAUGUUGAUAUGGAACAAUCAAGCCCAGAUUUGAUGAAAUUGGAACAAUCUAGUGAUCCCGUAGCGUUAGAUGGAAAAGUUGUAUUAGGGUUUUCAUUAGCAUCUCCAGAUCUAGUAAAUUGUGGCGCUUCACCUGAUUUACCUAGAGGUAGCUAUGAAGAUUCACCAGAAUUUUCUAAGAAAAGAAGAUUUUCUACUGAGCUUUCUCUAGAGAAUGGAAUUGAUGGUUCUACUACUACUACAAGACUUGGCCGUAAAAGCCAAGUUGUGAAAUUCUCAGCAAUCUGUCAGACAUUUGGCUAUGAGUUGUCUCCUGAGUCUUCUUUUGAGUUACCUUCUCCACCUGGAGACUUUCGGGAGAGUAUGACUCCUGUUAUAAGUAUCAACUCUGGUUCUAUAAGCACGGAUGUGACUGUGGAGGAUGUAACUUUCUUGAAGGAUGAGUUUUUUAGUGGAGGUGAAAGUAUUACAACUGAUGCUGUUGUUGGCAAUGAAGAUGAGAUUUUGUUGUAUCAAACAGCUCGUCUUGGUAAUUUCGCUUACAAGUUUCAGUCACUGGAUCCUGGGGACUACUUCAUCGAUUUGCAUUUUGCUGAAAUCGAGUUCACUAAGGGUCCACCGGGAGUUAGAGUUUUUGAUAUAUUCAUUCAAGGAGCAAAGGUCAUAUCCGGCCUUGAUUUGUUUUCGCAAGUAGGAGCAAAUACACCUCUUGUGAUAGAGGAUCUAAGGAUGCUCGUAGGUAGGGAAGGAGAGUUAUCUAUACGAUUAGAAGGAGUGACAGGAGCUGCAAUUCUAUGUGGCAUUUCUAUUAGGAAAGAGACAACGGCUACCUAUGUUGAAGAAACUGGAAUGCUAGCGGUGAAAGGUUCAACUGACACUGUUCUGUCCCAGCAAACUCAAGAAAAUCUUGUCUGCAGGGCAGAAGAAGAGGCUGAAGGGAUGAGAAGUGACUGUGAGCAGCAGAGGAAAGAGAUGGAGGAUAUGAAGAGAAUGGUUGAGGAACUUAAACUGGAGAACCAACAAAAGACUAGAGAAUGCGAAGAAGCAUUGAAUUCUCUCAGUGAGAUUCAAAAUGAACUAAUGCGCAAGUCGAUGCAUGUUGGUUCUUUGGCGUUUGCUGUCGAGGGACAAGUCAAAGAGAAGAGCAGAUGGUUCUCUUCAUUAAGAGAUUUGACAAGAAAAUUGAAGAUCAUGAAAGUGGAGCAAAUUAAGCUGUUGGAGGAGGCAACAACAUACAAACACCUAGUCCAAGAUAUCAACGAGUUCAGUUCUCACAUCCAGUCUAGAGUGAAGCAGGACGCAGAAUUGCAUGAAAAUCUCAAAGUCAAAUUUGUAGCAGGAGAAAAAGAGAGGAAAGAACUAUAUAACAAGAUACUAGAACUAAAAGGUAACAUCAGGGUCUUUUGCAGGUGUCGACCACUAAACUUUGAAGAAACUGAAGCAGGAGUAUCAAUGGGAAUUGAUGUUGAGUCAACCAAAAAUGGAGAGGUCAUAGUGAUGUCAAAUGGUUUUCCCAAAAAAAGCUUCAAGUUCGAUUCUGUUUUUGGUCCUAACGCUUCCCAAGCUGAUGUUUUUGAAGAUACUGCUCCCUUUGCUACGUCAGUCAUUGAUGGAUACAACGUUUGCAUCUUCGCCUAUGGCCAGACUGGUACUGGGAAAACUUUUACCAUGGAGGGAACUCAACAUGACCGUGGUGUAAACUAUAGAACACUGGAAAAUCUGUUUCGAAUAAUCAAAGCACGAGAACACCGCUACAAUUAUGAGAUCUCGGUCAGUGUAUUGGAAGUUUACAAUGAGCAGAUAAGAGAUUUGUUGGUUCCAGCUUCACAGAGUGCAUCUGCACCCAAAAGAUUUGAGAUAAGGCAACUGAGUGAAGGAAACCACCACGUACCAGGAUUGGUUGAAGCACCUGUGAAAAGCAUAGAAGAGGUUUGGGAUGUGUUGAAAACAGGAAGUAAUGCAAGGGCUGUUGGGAAAACGACGGCUAAUGAGCACAGUAGCCGAUCUCACUGCAUUCACUGCGUGAUGGUAAAAGGUGAGAAUUUGUUGAAUGGUGAAUGCACAAAGAGCAAACUAUGGUUAGUUGAUUUAGCAGGAAGCGAACGGGUUGCUAAGACAGAAGUACAAGGAGAACGGCUGAAGGAGACUCAAAACAUCAACAAAUCAUUAUCUGCUCUUGGUGAUGUCAUAUUCGCUCUUGCCAACAAAAGCUCUCACAUUCCUUUCAGAAACUCAAAACUCACGCACUUGCUUCAGGAUUCUCUAGGAGGAGAUUCAAAAACCCUCAUGUUUGUACAAAUCAGUCCUAACGAGAAUGAUCAAAGUGAGACACUAUGCUCACUGAAUUUUGCUAGCAGAGUGAGAGGGAUAGAGUUGGGACCUGCAAAGAAGCAGCUAGACAAUACUGAACUCUUGAAAUACAAGCAAAUGGUUGAGAAAUGGAAGCAAGAUAUGAAAGGAAAAGACGAACAGAUUAGGAAAAUGGAGGAAACGAUGUAUGGUUUAGAAGCAAAGAUUAAGGAACGAGACACUAAGAACAAAACCCUCCAAGACAAGGUUAAAGAACUUGAAUCACAACUACUGGUGGAGAGGAAGCUUGCUCGUCAACAUGUAGACACCAAGAUUGCUGAACAGCAGACAAAACAGCAGACUGAAGAUGAAAACAACACAUCAAAGAGGCCGCCACUGACAAAUAUACUGUUGGGAUCAGCUUCGAAAGAAAUGGUGAAUCUAACACGUCCAUCACUCUUGGAGAGCACGACCAGCUAUGAUCUAGCUCCUUUACCUAGUGGUGUCCCCAAGUAUAAUGAUCUCUCUGAGAAGGAGAACAAUCCAGAAAUGGCUGAUCAAGUGCAUCUACCUAAUAAAACAGGAAGAUUCUCUAUCUGUGCAAAACGUAUUCCAUCAGCUCCAGCUCCAAGAAGGAGUUCUCUUGCCCCAACCACAUCAACUUCGAGAGAAAUGGUAUAUCUAACCCGACCACCACUCUCAGAGAGCACGACCAGCUAUGAUCUACCUCCUUUACCCAAUGGUGGCCUCAAGUACAGUGACCUCAUUGAGAAGGUGAACAAUCAAGAAAUGGCUGAGCAAGUGCAAAUUCCCAAGAGAAUAGGAGCAGGAAGAUCCUCCAUCUGCGCAAAACGUAUUCCACCAGCUCCAAGAAGGAAGAGUUUUGCGCCAAUGCCAUUCAUUCCAAUCACAUCAACAUUAACUUCUCCUGAUGAAAAGAGUGGCGCUAACCAAGUGCUCUGCACCAGUCCUAAGCUACAUAGAAGUAAUGGGAAGACGUUGACCAGCAUACUGAGACGAAGCAUACAAAAGAGAAUGCAAAUGAAACCUUCCCCGAGGCAGCAACCAAUGAGAAGAGGUGGCGGCAUUAAUGUAGGGAUGGAGAGAGUUAGGCUGUCUAUAGGAAACAGAGGAAGGUUAGCUCAUAGAGUUCUGCUAACCAAUGCUCGUAAGGCAGGUCUGAAGGAGACACCGCAGAAACAAGAGCGAUGGAUCUGAAACUAUUAAAAACUGAUGUUUUCUCUGACCUUUGAUGACUUAACUUCUCAAUAUUCAUUAUGAUUUUUUAGGAUGAUUGAUAUUUUAUCAUCCUUCGGUUUCGUGUGUGUUUGUGGAUUUGGUUUGACCCUAUUGUAUAGAUGGUUUUGGCUUUUGUGCACUCCUGUUUCUUUUGUUUUCAUAGAAAAGUUCCAAGAACCUAUUUAUUAAACCCCCAAACAUCAGCAGCACCAUCAAUUGUAUAGAUGGUUUUGGCUUUUG